ACGACGGCGGCAGUAGCACACAUGCUCGGCGCGCGGAUGGUGGUCGUACGGUUCCCGUCAGUCGUCGUCGUCCAUCGGAACACAGCGCAGAGCGUUCGCGUGUGCGCAUUCUUUCUCUCUGGCACACACACACACACACACACACAAUCGCGCGCCACCCCGGUUCACCGCCCUCGUUGUCGCGUGCGCGAAACACACAGACACCACACGCACACGCACACACGCACUAAUACUGUUCGGUUCUGCGAGACCGAUGCUGUGAGCAGCCACCACCGGUCGAUCCGCCGCGGGUUUGCAACAUCGUCCCCGGCCGAAUUGGAGACAUGGACAACGGCAGCAGGUGCUCCGUCGGAGCGAUGGGAAGUUGCGGAGUGCCAGAUAUGACAUCUAUAUCAGAUAUCGACGAAGAUGUUAUAAAUCGUAAUCUGCAGAUCAGAUAUUCUGAAAAUUGUAUAUAUACAUACACCGGAACAAUAUUAGUUGCAGUAAAUCCAUACAAGGAGCUGGGCAUUUAUUCAAACGAUCAUGUGUUUCAAUACCACGGAUCAAAAAUCGGGAUUUUGGAACCUCACGUGUUCGCCGUCGCCGAAGCAGCUUACAACAGUCUGCAGACUGGCGAAAUCGACCAGUCGUGCGUGAUAUCAGGCGAGAGUGGAGCGGGAAAGACGGAGACCACCAAAUUCAUUUUGCAGUACUUGUGCUCCGUGACCAGUAACGUGAGCACAUGGGUCGAACAGCAGAUACUCGAAGCCAACACAAUCCUAGAGUCUUUUGGAAACGCCAAGACCGCACGUAACGACAAUUCCAGUCGAUUCGGUAAGUUCAUGCAAGUAUGCUUCGACGGCAAAUGGAUGAUUAAAGGAUGCAUUAUCCAAGAUUACUUGCUGGAACAGUCGAGGAUCACGUUCCAGAGUGCUGGCGAACGGAAUUAUCAUGUGUUCUAUCAGCUCGCUGAAGGGGCAAGGCACAACAAAGACUUGGUGGAACUGUACAAGUUGAAACCACCAGAGUUCUACAACUAUCUCAAUCAGUCGGGCUGCAUAACAAUCGACGGCGUGUCGGAUGCGCAAAAGUUUGACGCACUACGAUUGGCGUUCAACGUGUUGCGCAUACCGCUCAACAUGGUCGACGGCAUUUUCUGCGUCCUGUCCGCCAUCCUGUGGCUGGGAAAUACGGUUUUUCGCGACGUCGACGGCGAAAAAUGUCAACUGACCGAAAACGACCGAGAAAUACUGUCAGUCGUAUCGCAUUUGUUGGGAUUGAAAACGGAAGACGUGGUCCAUGUAGCUUUGCUCAGACAGAUCAAUGUGCGCGGAAACAUCACAGAAAUACCACUAAAACUACCAGAGGCAAUCGAAAACCGACAUGCAAUGGCUAAAGCAUUGUACUCGCGAACUUUUGCGUGGCUUGUGAACCAUAUCAACACGUGUACGAAUCCGGGUCAAGAUUCGUCCAGAUUUCUUGGCGUUCUCGAUAUAUUUGGUUUUGAGAAUUUCACUAUUAAUUCAUUCGAACAGUUAUGUAUUAAUUAUACCAACGAAAAAUUGCACAAGUUUUUCAAUCACUACGUGUUUGCCUUGGAACAGGAAAUCUAUCGGCAAGAAGAAAUCAAAUUUUCACACAUUCAGUUUACUGAUAACACAACGUGUUUAGAACUAAUCGAGAAACCACCUCGAUGUAUCCUCAAGUUAUUGACCGAGCAAUGCCACAUGCCUAAGGGAUCAGAUACUACAUACUUGAUGAAUUUACACUCGGAGUUCGAGAAUCACCCGAAUUUCAUAAAAGGAGACGAUCGUCGAAAGUGGGAAUCCGAGUUUAGCAUCGUGCACUACGCUGGCUCCGUUACAUACACCGCAAGUGGAUUCGUUGAUAAGAAUCGCGAUGUACAACAAGACGUGUUUUUCGAUUUCAUGACACGUUCGACGAACAUUUUCGUGCGCGAACUCAUCAAAUAUCAGGAUUUGCUGGGAUCAACCGUAUCGCGAAUGGGAAGCGCUAAUUCAACGUCGACCCGAGGGACAACUAAAGGCCGUCCCACUGUCAGCGACACGUUCAGACAUCAGCUACAAGCUUUAGUAGAUGUUCUUCAGUCCACUAAUCCAUGGUAUGUUAGAUGCAUCAAGCCGAACAUGAUCAAAGCACCGAAUCAUUACAACGAGAAAUUAGUUCUAGAUCAGUUGAAAUACCUAGGAAUGCUGGAUAUAAUCAGAAUCCGCAAAGAAGGUUAUCCAGUACAUUUGUCUUUUCAGGAGUUUCUUGGUCGGUAUCGUUGUUUAGUGAGGAAAAAAUUACCCGAUGAAGAGCGUUCGGCUGUAAUGGCGUUUUUAACGCUUCAAAAUAUUCCCACGGAAGAGUGUCAAAUAGGUAAAUCAAAAGUUUUUCUCCGUAACAAAGCUCACGAACCGCUCGAAGACAAGCGAAAGGCAAUGCUCAACCUAAUGGCCACCAACAUUCAACGAACGUGGAAAGGGUAUUUCGUUAGGAAGGAUUACAUUAAAAUAAGAUGUGCUGUGAUAAUUGUACAAACUGCAUUCAAAAGUUGGAAACAACGUUUAGAGUUCUUGAAGAAACGCCGUGCUGCAAUUGUGAUUCAAUCUCAUUUAAGAGGUGUUUUUGCGCGAGAGGUCGCCGCUGCUUUGCGGGAGAUGAGAAGAGUCGAGGAAGAGAUGCGAAAACGCGAACGAGUGGAAGAAGAAAAACGCAGAGCAGAGGAAAUCAAAAACAGCGAACAAGAAGCCGAACAGAUAGACGAAUUAAAAAUCGAGAAAGACGAGAAGAUAUCUGAAAUCGAAUUUGCCAAGUUAGCAGAACAGUUAAACUCGAGAUUGCAAGUAGACCCGGCACACGAAUCCGUUGAUUUGGACAAUCUUUUUGCGUUCUUAUCUGAUGUCCAAUCUGGCCGCACGGUGGAUAGUGGUGUCGGAGACCAUAUGAAGCAAAUAGUAAGCGAUUUCGAUGAGUUGGAGAGUGUUAUUCAGCGAGAAAUAGAAAGCGUAGAAUUGAAACUUGAGAACCGAAGGAGUCUGGAAAAGUCUUCAUCUUCGUCGAGCGCGCUUCACGUGUUGCCGGAGCCGUCACAUCCACCUCCACCACCACCACCGUUCAACCAGCAGGAGGUGAAAGCCAAUGACGAGCCUAUCUACGAAGCCGUUCUUCCCAGGGACGAAGAUAACGUAUCACCACCGCCUCUGCCCACUCCACCUCACAAGAUGACCACUCGAGCUAAAAGCCCUGUGGUGGCCGAGGUUAUCACAAAUAGGUCCGUCAGUCCGGCCACCGUGCUUUCUUCACCUCGUCAAAGCAGGCCCAGCUCAAGAACUUCCGGCACCGGGCAGGGUGCUAAUUGGAAGUACAACAAUGGCUUCGUUGAAGACGUCGAACGCGAUCAGAGGAGAAAGUUCCGAGUAGAGAAGAAACUGCUGGAGAUGGAGAACAUACAAGAAAAAAUGAACACGGAUCCGCUGCAAGAUAACUACCACGACAUACUCGAGUUCGCUGAGAACUAUUUCAAUGCCCACGAACGCUCGCCUGAAGGUACAAUAAUAGCCACGCUGAAGAGAAAGAGUAAAUCUUUGGAAAAAAUACCAAUGUACGAAAUGGUUUCGUUCCACCGUGGCUCAACAAUUCCGACCUCGCACAUACACAUGUACGACCCGGACAAUAUUACAAUAGCCAUAUCAAUAUUCAGAGAUCUGUGCAAGUACACCCGAGGUGACAUAAAACAAGACAAUGAAGUACAAAUCAUUCAAUCGAUAAUCGGUGCGGGGAUCGGUCGCGAAGAGCUGCGAGACGAAAUAUUCGUACAGUGCAUGCGACAAGCGACGAACAACCCGAGUAUGGAGUCCACCGAAAGGGUGUGGUUGCUCAUUUGUCUCGCAAUCGUUGCGUUCCAACCUAGCAAGCUGCUCUACAAGUAUUUCGUGAGCUUCUUGCGCAAGAAUUUGCAGUGCGAGGGCAAACUCAAACAAUACGUUCAGUGGUGUCUCGACAAUUGCAAGAACAUUAAAGUCUCAUGUCGUCAAUAUCCACCGUCAACGGUCGAGAUUGCCGCCAUGCGAAGACUCGGCACGAUCGUCUGCCGGUUUUUCUUCUUGGACGGCCGGACCAAAGCGAUUGACAUUCAUCCCACUGACACGGCCAGCGAUGCGGUCUACAAGCUCGCGGACAAGUUGUGCCUGAGGUCGAUCGACGGUUGGUCGAUAUACCAAAGCCGUUCGGACGGCGAAGAACACGUUCGCGCCCAUCACUAUUUAUACGAUAUUAUUGCUGCUUGGCAAUCGAAGCAGCAGAUUAAGCAAACCACUCAAUCGAGUAGUUUUCCAUCAUUAAGUCGGCGAUCUAGUAACACAACAUUGACAAGUGGUGAAAAUCGUUUCAUAUUCAAACGUCGACUGUUCAGACAUUCUCGAGAGAUUUCGCAGGAUCCGAUCGAAGUAAAUCUGUUGUACGCUCAAGCCGUUUAUUGCGUAGUAAAGUGCGACGAUUUUCCGGUCAGCGAGAAAGUCGCUCUUCAGUUGGCAGGACUUCAAUGUCAAGUGUCUCUCGGAGAUCCGAAGGAAUCCACUUUAGAAUAUUAUGCGGACGUGGAAAAUUAUAUACCUUUCAGAAUCAGUAGAAUAAGGAGUUCUGACACUUGGGUGCCGAUAUUAGCUCAAGCUCAUCAACAGUACGGUGCUGGCAGAUCGGAGUUAAUGGCAAAGGUAUUGUACUUGUCAUGCGUAAUGCAGUACCCAUUAUACGGAACUACAAUGUUCCAUGUCACUUAUAGAGGAUAUUGGUCGUAUGGAAACAGUUUAAUACUAGGUGUGAAUUGCGAAGGAUUGAUGUUGAUAAAACCGGAAGACAAAUUCGUCAUAUACGAAUUCAGGUACACAGAUGUAGAAUCCAUAUUCUUGGACCCUAGCGAUUGUUUUCUGACCAUAAAUCUGAUGAGACAUCAGAACGACAACGCCUCGGCUCAUAAAUGUUUUGUGUUUGAAACUCCGCAAAAAUCUGAAAUAGGUUCACUCAUUGUUAGCUAUUGCCCAGGACUGGCCGGUUGGAUAAUUGAAAACGAAGCUCCGGUGAAAGCUAUAACCAACGACGAUCGUAUUCGGCUGUACCAUAACGUGAUAAACUGCCGGCGCAGUCUAAUCGAUUCAGACAUGCUCAACAAACCUCAAGACACGCCUGGUAGUUUUUUGAAAAAUACAUUGCGCAGGUUAAGCAAACACAAGUUGGAAAAGUUGUGGGCCGAACACAUUGGAUCGUUGUCCGAUCACGGAGAAACGUACAAGGGUUUUUCGGGAUCCUAUUGGUCUUUCAGUAGACAGCCCAUUUCUCAGAGUCUCAGUCGUCUGUCCGAACAAGACGAACAGAUCGCUUUACAGAUGUUUCAAAUAAUAUUGAAAUACGCUGGAUUAGGUCAAAACGGUGAAGUAGUACGUAGAGCAGAAGACGAACACGUUACUCUGAUACAGAACGUUAUGGAGAGGUCGAUGCGGAAGGAGUCGUUGCUUUGCGAACUGUACCUACAGCUGAUCAAACAGACCACGGAACAUCCAGAUCCAAACUCACGGGUGAACCUUAGGCAUUGGGCGCUGCUGUCGCUCACGUGCUCGGUUAUCUUGCCACCGCAGCAUAACAUUCGCAAGUAUUUGAUCGCACAUCUACGCAAAUGUGCGGGCGACUGUGUGACGGAAGAGGGAAAAUACGCCCGUUUCGCUGAAAAAUGCGUGUCGAAGACCAAAGGCACGAGGAGAAGGCAAUGGCCACCGUCCAGGGAGGAAAUACUGUGCACCAUCAAUAGGAGAUUAAUAUACGCCCGGUUUCAUUUCAUGGACGGGCAAUACCAUGCCAUCGAGUUCCAUCCGUCUUCCACGGCCAAGGAUGUAGUGGAAAUAGUCAAGAAUAAAAUAGGACUGAGGAAAACAGCGAUGGGGUACGCGAUCUACGAGGUGCUGGGCAAUUCCGAACGGAGUCUGGUAGCCGAGGAAAAGUUGGCGGACGUCAUGUCCAAGUGGGAGAGGUACAGGAACGCCAACACGGGGACAGCGAACACGUCCAAACCUAUCCGGAAACACAGUCACAUAUUCCUGUUCAAAAAACAUUUGUUCCUCGAUCAGUACAUGGACUUGGACGACCCAGUCGAAAAAGAACUGUUGUAUCACCAAGUGCUGCACGGGCUCCGAUGCGAUCGGUUCCCGGUGACUGAUAACGAAGCGGUUAUGUUGACCUCUUUACAAGCUCAAGUAGAACUAGGGGACUGCGAAGAUAACGUGAUAGAAUAUCGACAGGUUUCGUGUCACUGUCUGCCAUCCAGGCUUGUGACUAACUUGCCUAACGAAGACAUAGCGAUGCAUCACCAAAGUUUGAGAGGAAUGACUUCGGCCGAGGCUAAAAAAGCGUUUUUAAACCUAAUCAAAAGUUGGCCACUUCACAGAGCUACCAUAUUCGAUGUCAUGCAAUCGUUCACCUCGAAUUGGCCCCGUGUUCUGUGGUUGGCCGUCGAUCAAGCCGGUUUACAUUUACUGGAACAUCGGUCCCGCAAUGCGUUGUGUUCGUACGAAUACGACAGUAUUCUGAGUUACAGCCCGGCCGUGAACUGCUUGAUGAUCAUCACAGGCAGUGACAAGAAACAAAGCAAGAUCAUUUUAACCACUUCUCAGGCGUUCCAAGUGGCCAACCUCAUACGGGAGUACACGGAAGUGUUGCAGUCGCCGCAGUCGUUCAAGAAGCGCGAGAGCGGUCGGAAAAACGGCAUGAACGGUUCUAACUCGAGGCCGGUGAGCAUAUUGCACAAGCCGGCGCCCGCCAUCGAAAUGCAAACAUGACCUGGGCGAAGAAACGACCGAUGAUUCUGCAGCAGUCAUCGUAUUUAUUUAUUUCUGUUCAUACCAUUAUUAUUAUUAUUUUAUUUAAAUUUUUUUCGUUUUUGUAUCUCACGCGUAUAUCGACUCUGACACCGCCGCCGUCGGACAACGUAACUAUAAUCACUUACACCGUACCCCGCCCGCGCGUCAUAAGCGUGUCCGGUUUGUGCCUACAAAAUUUUUAUGUUCUUGGACACGUAUUACACGUUGAUUUUUGUUUUUCGUUUUCGGAACUCCAUGAUAGGAUCAACGUUUAAUCGUGUUUUGAUCUCGCGGGCUAUGACGAAUUGAAAUUAAAAUAUAAUAAUAAGAACGAUAACGUGUUAUUAAAAGACAAUUGUUGUGUUAACG
Sipha flava (yellow sugarcane aphid) is the source of this 7202-nucleotide messenger RNA. It is a transcript of the gene Myo81F, whose product is annotated as myosin-I heavy chain. The coding region runs from base 324 to 6812 and encodes 2162 amino acids. The record is from RefSeq and is a predicted model, not a curated record. Gene Ontology annotation, cellular component: cytoskeleton; myosin complex. Lineage: Eukaryota; Metazoa; Arthropoda; Insecta; Hemiptera; Aphididae. Gene Ontology annotation, molecular function: ATP binding; cytoskeletal motor activity; protein binding. The transcript has 34 exons.